This is a messenger RNA of Linepithema humile (Argentine ant), 1518 nucleotides long. RefSeq lists its product as uncharacterized. The record is from RefSeq and is a predicted model, not a curated record. Lineage: Eukaryota; Metazoa; Arthropoda; Insecta; Hymenoptera; Formicidae.
UUCACUUUCACUCUCGUUUAGUUGACUUCGAAUGUUAUGCGUGACCCAUACGUCUUCCCAUUCUGACAACGCUAAUUGAGACGCGUCUUAAAUUUUUCUCUGUUUUUUUUCCGUGGACAAAAAAUGCAAGUUUUUCUUUUAAUCUUUCUCGCUGUAAUCGCGAUGACGAUCGCUGAGGAGGAUGCAGCCUGGGCGUGGAAGGAUGAUGAUAAACAAAAGGAAGGCCGAGCCGCUGAUGCCAGGUAUCAAGUGUACGAGCCUGCGGAACAUUUGGGAGGUCUCAAUGGCGCUCAAUUAGGCUUUAGACCUCAGAACUCAGGACCUUACGGACCUAACAGCAGACCGAUCAUACCGGGAUAUCCGGGAAAUAACGGUGUUCUCGUUGGUCCUGGUGGACCGACCGGAAUAAUUGGCAGACCACCUCGUUUUGAGCUGCAUGGAACUGACGGUAUUCUCGAUUCAGUGCCGCCGUGGAUCAGAAACGAUCCCCGUUAUCGCGAGUUCGACACUUGUAAAUGCAGAUACAGCUUCAACUGCCCGUCGCCCGGUUUGAAAUUCGGCCACUGCGCGAGAGAAAAAAAAUACUGCUGCUUCAACAGCAGAAGAUUCCCAGGACUGUUGGGAGGAGGACAUUAUCCAUAUUAUCCCGGCGCGCCGCACAAGUUCAGACCGAACGGUUUCUCGCCGACAUCGAAUUAUUACGGCAAUCGAAGACCGCACGGUGGUUUCGAACAUCCGUCUUUCGGUGACUAUUACUCGGGAUCCUACGACGAUGCUUACGGUCACCGUAAUGAAUUCGAGUCGUACGAUGUUGACCCCGAUGAUUAUGCGAUCUACGGACGGUCGUUAGGCAAGAAUCAAACGCAGACGAGCGAGCAGCCGCAGAGGGAAGCCAGCAAGUAGUAACUGAACGAAUAAAUUCUCUCAUCGAUCAUAUCAUUUUUGACCGAUAUUUCUUCAUUCUCAAUGGAGAUGCCAAAGAUGUGUGACAGAAAUAUAUGUAUAUGUUUUGUUGUAUUGAGCAAUCGCAUUUGACGUAGAAUUAGAUAAGAUUCAAAUUGAAUUCGAAUACGAGUUUUUCGAAUCGACAGUUAACUUAAAUAAAACGAUAUGCGUGAUUUAUUGUAAGCGCGACUCGAUAAAUUUUCCACGAAAUUAUUAAUGCUUGACUAUUUGAUUAUUACAAUAGGAUGUGCAUCAGAUUCUGUUUGAAAGAUUAUCAGUGAUAUCGUAAUCACAUAAUAGCAUGAAAUUCGAAUAUCUGGCUACUAAUCGAUUACAUGCAUUUUUCAACACAAAGACAUAGUGCCAGAAUGUUAAAUAAAUGCAUAAAAAGAAACAAAGAAAAAGAUAAAUUAUGUUUACUCGUAAUUUUAUAAAUUGUAGUAAAAAACAUCGACAGCGUUUGUUGGUGAUUUUCGGAUACAAAAUAGACUCCAUUAAAUUAUUAAUAUUUUUCUCUUUAUCUCUUUUUCUUCUAUUUUUUAUACUCUGUCAACAAUUUUACUAAUACUUCAG